AUGAAAAUAGCGAAGUAUAUCGCGAAUGCGUUCGAAGCCAACUAUGCAUCGUUGUGGCAUUGUAUUGUGAGUGAUGGUCAUAUGCGUUUCUAUGUGCGCUAUGAUGCCGAUAAUCAUAUCUAUUUUGCUAUCGGUCAACUAUCGAUAUUUCUGUUUCGAUUGCACCGUUCCAAGCCUCGUGCCGUGCUCACUCGUCUUGCUGCUGCACAACGACGAAUGUCCGAUGUUUUCGUCAAAAUCGAUUCACCACGAGACGACGUUCGCGUUAUGAGCUCUGGAAUGCAAUUGCACAUGCAACAUUACGCAAUACGAAUAACCGAUGAUGCCAUUAAUGAGUAG
Molecule: messenger RNA, 339 nt
Organism: Anisakis simplex (herring worm)
Lineage: Eukaryota; Metazoa; Nematoda; Chromadorea; Rhabditida; Anisakidae
Source: the annotation of a GenBank genome assembly